Dichotomopilus funicola is the source of this 1122-nucleotide messenger RNA. RefSeq lists its product as uncharacterized. NCBI's taxonomy places the organism in Eukaryota, Fungi, Ascomycota, Sordariomycetes, Sordariales, Chaetomiaceae. The coding region runs from base 1 to 1122 and encodes 373 amino acids. The record is from RefSeq and is a predicted model, not a curated record. The transcript is spliced from 2 exons.
AUGAAGACCUCCACCUUCCUCACCCUCGCCGGCCUGGUGUCAGCGUCAGCACACGCCAGCCACCUCGCCCCGCGCCAGUUCAACUUCAACGACCUCCUCAACGGCACCCUCACCAAUGCCAACGGGGCGGCCGACCUCAACUUCGGCGACCAGACCGCCUUCGAUGGGCUGGAAAUUGGCGGCGUGAACCUGGGCCGUGUCGACCUGGGCAACCAGGAUGUGGUGGCCGAGGCCAUCCUCGCGAUACUGGGCGGGCUGUGUCUGGGGGAUUCACUCAGCCGGAACAACAUCCUGAGUCUUGGGUUCAACAAUGAUGUGGAUAUGUUCUUCCAGCUGGCGCAGCUUGCGCAGUUACAGCAGCUUGGGUUUGUGGAUGUUGGGGGGAUUCAGUCGUUGUUUAAUGCCGCGCAGGUGGGAGGCGGGUUUAAUGCCGCGCAGGUGAAAGGGGGGUUUGAUGCCGGACAGGUGCGAAGCGGGUUUGAUUUUGGCGUCUUCAAACGUGAGGUAUCCAAAGUCAAAAAGACCAUGAAACGGACCAAGCUCCGACGCGGAAAGACCGCCAAGCGGCAGCAAUGCGUCCAGGAAAACGGCCAGAACAACGGCCAGAACAACGCCGUCAACGAAGGUGGUAAUAUCAACUUUGCCAGCGCGUCCCUGGACACCGUCACCACAACGCUUGCGGAAGAAGCUGGGUUCACCAGCGCCACGGCCGUCGUGGAAGCUACCACCCCUGCUGCCGAAGAAGCAUCCACGACAGAAGAAGCGGUUGCGGUAGCCACUACGGCUGCCGAGGAGAAUGCUGCUUCGGCGACAGCCAGUGCAGCUGAGGUGACCGAGACUGGUGGCGCUGCAGAAGUGACCGAGACGGCCACAGCCGGCGCUGCGGAGGCUUCUGAGACGUCGACUACAGUUGAAGCAGCUGCCGAGGCAUCACUGGCAGCGGAGGUUAUUCCUGCGGCAGCGGAGGCUACUGUGGUUAAUGAGCCUGCUGCGAUUGAGGCCUCUCCUACGGCCAUCGCUGCCGUGGAUACCGCUGUUGCUGCUCCCCCUGCUGCUGCUGCCACAGCUGCGGCGGAGAAUGUUGGUGAUCUGGUGGAUAACCUGUCUGAUUUUACACGCUAA